AUGACGGAGCAGUUUGUCGACAAGAACGAGGCGGGAUCCGCAAACACACAGAACCUGCUGGCGCAUCUUUCAAAUGAUGUGGAGCUAUAUCAUAGACGUGUCCAACAGAAAAGACAAAUGAAGGAGCAGCUAGACAAAGGCGAAAAAAAGCCGAAGGUGGACGCGUCGGAGCCGGAGCAUGCCAUCAAAGAUGAACAUAUGCCGCAGGCGGAAACAGACGAUAUGCGCAAGGGGCAAGAAGGCCAAGAGGCAUCGAAGGCCGAUUUGAGCGAUUCGGCCUUCAUGUCGCCGGGUUUGCCCGUGGUAAACGACUCGCAGACACGAUCACGUGCCUGGACCAAGGCAGAAGACGAAGCUAUUGUAUAUUACAAGGAGGAAAUGAAGUACUCGUGGAAAGAGAUUGAAAAAAUGCUAAACGGCAGACAUUCGUGGCAGGCUAUCCAGAUGCGGUACCUACGCAAUCACAAGUCGCGUAACGACUCCUGGUCGCGGUUCAUGGAGCUACGGCUUGUGAAUGCGAUACGAAAGGACUGGGAAAACAGAUGGAAGCGGAUUAGCAAGGACCUUGGGAACGAUCUAACGGUAGAGCGUUGCGUAAUGAAAAACAUAGAGCUGUGCAAAAAGAUGGACGACCCGAUCUUUGGCAAGAUGUUUUCGAAUAAAGAGAUCACGCAAGGGUACGAGAACCCUAACAACGAUAUCAAAGACGAGGAGAGCCACCGGAAGCUGAUGCUGGUGUACAUGGGGCUUGAUUCGAUUAGCUACGAGUCCGAUGAGGGAGAGCAGCCGGAGGGAGCGACUGAUGAGGGUGCAGAAUGAAUUUCUAUGGCUACUGUACACAGUGAUUACACAGAAGGGCUAUGAUGCGGAUUUCCGAGCCGUGCGACCGGAAAUUGGAUGCCAGGUAGACCGCAUAGUCUAUAGGGAGGAAAAUGAGCUAGACAUAUUUCUAGCGAUGAAAGGAUGACGUGAGCCGUGUUUGAGCUCUGCCUCUAGGGUGACCAGGCAGUACCAGGCUCUUCUCUUCUCUUCUAUCAACGUGUGGUACUCCGAUGGAUCCUCAACAUUGAUUUUGAGCUUUAAAGCGAGGCUAAUAGCCUGGUCAAUUACUUGAAUGGCCUCAUGAAUGCCGCCAACCAUCGUGUAUGCUCUGACAAGAUUUAUGUAUGAGAUAAUGUCAUCGAGGUCCAAUUUGGUUGAACUUUGUAAGAAACUGUUUGUCUUGAAAAAUAACAUGUCUAGGAGUCCUAGCGAGGACUCUUUGGAAAUAGAUGGUGAUGGAGAGAGUUGCAAAAGCGCCGCUCCACAGAGAAGCAUCGAGAGAAUGAACCCCUCGUUAGUUUUCCGCACUCUGUGUGGAUCCGAGGUAAGAAUAUGGUUGGGGUUGAGGAUCAUGAUUGGAAACGGAGUUUGGAAGUACAAGUCAAUCAGGUCAUUUGCAAGAAAAUGCGAAAUCUGCAGCUGAGAGAUGACGUGGGCCGCUUGAUUAAGGAUUGGGUACCGGAACGGCUGCGAGACGGUAGAUGGCGAUGGGUGUGGUGACUGGUGAUGUAUUAUGUCGUGCUCAUGCUUCGUUUCCGGACUUUUAUUUUUGGUUGGUUUCCGUCGGAUGAUUAUUUUUGGAUAAUUCGAGCUGGCUCUGCCUCUUUUUUUCUCUUCCCGGAGAUACGUACACACGCUGUUUGUUCUGAUACAUUGAGAACAGCGAGGCAUUUCGCCCGAGCAUUUGGUCCGUUUCUGGUUGCAGAGAUCGCAAGCCCUGCGAGUCCUUCUAUAUUUCGUCUUCGAGUUGUAGGACAUGGGCUUGGACGAGUCUUCAUGAGGAGAUGGAGGUUGGUGAACAGGGGUGGAUGAUGGUGGCUGGUGCGAAGUCUCUGGCUCGGCUAUGUA
Ogataea polymorpha is the source of this 1890-nucleotide messenger RNA. RefSeq lists its product as uncharacterized. The record is from RefSeq and is a predicted model, not a curated record. The transcript has a single exon. The coding region runs from base 1 to 819 and encodes 272 amino acids. NCBI's taxonomy places the organism in Eukaryota, Fungi, Ascomycota, Pichiomycetes, Pichiales, Pichiaceae.